Exophiala spinifera is the source of this 984-nucleotide messenger RNA. RefSeq lists its product as uncharacterized. Lineage: Eukaryota; Fungi; Ascomycota; Eurotiomycetes; Chaetothyriales; Herpotrichiellaceae. The record is from RefSeq and is a predicted model, not a curated record. The coding region runs from base 1 to 984 and encodes 327 amino acids. The transcript is spliced from 2 exons.
AUGCCAACGACCAAAAUGCGCAGUCGACCGCAAGUCUAUCCCAGACUUGCAUUCCACGUCAUUCGAGGCAUUGCCUUCAUCAGCGCCUCGGUCGUUUCCGGCAUAUUGAUUUACUUUUGCCUCCAACUCAAGCACGAUGGAUUCAAGUUACCGUGGACAUUUAUUGUGAUCCUCCUAUCUUCUCUCCUCUCCCUCCUGGCCCUACUGGUCACCUCUCUCGUCUAUGCCUUCGCCUUCCUCAACCCCCUUCUCAACCUCAUCUCCAACAGUUCGAUCCUGCUGGUGUGGACCGUCGGCAUCGCGCUGCUCACAUACAACAUGUACGGCACGCUGGGGCACUCGUGUUCCCGGGCGAACUGGGCCAACGACGACGGCAUGAUGAUCUGUCGCACCUACAAGGCCUUUUACUCGUUCAACAUUUUCGGCUGGCUCGCGCAGGUCGCGCUGAUCGUCCUCGACGUGAGGAGUCGGAGGAAGCAGACCGCUCUGGGCAGGUACAAUAAGAUGAUGGCGGAGGGCGCCGCCGCGGCCGACGACAAAGACGUCGUGAGAUUGAACCACUUGGACCCUUAUUCUUAUGGAUCGGGGACGGGGACGGGGACGGGAACGGGGGCGGAUGCAAGAGCUGGCUCUACGGCAGGCACAGAAACGCAACCGCAAUAUGACCAGUCGCAGACGCAACCGUUGUACCAUUCACAUUCACAUUCUCAGAGCGAAGACGACGUCCCCUACGGUGUCACCGAUUACUCGGCUUCGAGACAAAUGUACAGACCUGCCCAGGCUCGCGCCCCGGCACCGACGUACUCGAGCUCUGCUUACGGUGGGUAUGAUAAUUCAGGGUACGGUCACGGACAGGGACAAAUAAGGAUGGAUCAGUUUAGUGGCGGCGGCGGUGGUGGCGGUGGUGGUGGUGGACGACAGUACGACCAUUUCAAUGCUCAAAGUUAUUCAAACGGUGGAUAUGGAUAUGGACCGCAACGAUGA